Messenger RNA from Nicotiana attenuata, 648 nucleotides. RefSeq lists its product as uncharacterized. The coding region runs from base 1 to 648 and encodes 215 amino acids. The record is from RefSeq and is a predicted model, not a curated record. NCBI's taxonomy places the organism in Eukaryota, Viridiplantae, Streptophyta, Magnoliopsida, Solanales, Solanaceae. The transcript is spliced from 2 exons.
AUGGAGGUGCCUCAGGGGCUAGCAGUGGAUAAGCCAGGUUUAGUAUGCAAAUUGAACAAGUCUCUAUAUGGACUCAAGCAAGCAAGCAGGCAAUGGUAUGAGAAAUUAGCUGCAGCUUUAUGCUCCAAAGAAUACACACACUCACUGUUAGACUACUCCUUGUUUCACAAAAAGAAGAGACCCUUAGUGGUGUUUGUAGCUGUAUAUGUAGAUGAUGUUAUUGUAACAGGAACUCACCAGGAGGAGAUUGAUUCUUUGAAAAGUUUCCUGCAUGAAACUUUCAAGAUAAAAGACUUAGGGAGGUUACACUACUUCUUAGGAAUGGAAGUGCUUUACAAAGAAGAUGGAGAGUUAAUAUCUCAAAGGAAGUUCACUGUAGAUCUGUUGAAAGAGUUUGAAUGCACCCAAUAUUCCAGCCUAACAUCACCUCUUGAUCCUUCUACAAAGCUAAAGGCAAAUGAAAGUCCUUUGUUGAUUGACCCCUCCAACUACAGAAAACUAGUAGAUUGGGCAGCAUGCCCUGAAACUAGAAAGUCAGUCAGUGGCUACAUUGUGCUACUUGGAAACAGUCCCAUCAGCUGGAAAUCAAAGAAACAGUCCACCAUCUCUUUGUCUUCAGCUGAAGCAGAAUAUAGAGCAGCUAGAUAG